ACCUUGAAUUAGGCGUUUGGCGUUCCAGCUAGAGGGAAGAAAAUUAAAGAUGGCCAGAAUUUUCUUCUAUUUUGUUCUCAGUGGAAUUACUGGACUAAAGUUGGUGUCUGGAGAUUGCGAUCGGAACUACGGACCAGUUGGUACUCCUGAAUGUGUGCUUUUAACUCCAUAUUACUUCAAGUACCAAUGGGCGACGUGCUUAACUAAUAAAUACAUACAGACAGUGUCAAAAGGAAACGCCAUCUGUAGGGACAUCACCGCAACCUACUGCUACUACCAAUGCAUGAUGGAAUUAUAUGAAAUUGCUCAAGGACAAGUUAGUAACGAUUGUGCGUGUGGCGUUGAUGCACCAAAACAAACACAAACUCCACCAACGAAUCAAACUCAGCUUCCGAGUCAUUGCUACAGUCCAUCCGGUAAAGACUGCAAUUGGUACAGCGACUGCUUGGAGAGAAGAUUCCCAUGUCAAGAAAUGCAACAAACAUCAUACGCAAUAAACUAUGGUCUUAAAUUUUGCUCCUUGUACGAAAACCAUUACCAGCGCUUCUCUUCUGAAGGUCAGCAGUGGAUUGAUGCCGUUAGAGGGUGUUUACAGGUGGCGUUAGUGCCACUUCUUCGUCCCUUUUUAACAAUCACUUGCGGUGAAAUAAAAGAGAAAGCAUUCAAUUCUCAUUUGGGUUGUUAUACAAGCCCACUUAAAAAUGCACCAUCGUUUUGCGAUUUAUCCUUCAUGGAUAAAUGGAGAAUCUUUUAUACUGUUAUACCGGGACUGAUGUCAAAUUGUUAUCGAACAAGACAUCUCUGUAAAGAUAUAUUUCUAUCAGCUAAGCAGUUAUUGAAUGUACGCAUCGCAUGCAAAAACCGCGAAAAUUUGUCUGAAGAGGGAAAAAUUCAACAAAUCCAAAUCAGGUAUAUUGGUCUUAACAGGCAAACAAGGUCGCGGCGUUCUUUGGAAUCAACAGAUGAUUAUUCAGCUGGGGCUGACCUUGUUAAAGCGAUUGCAAAUGAAAUGAAAUGGGAUUUAAAAGGAGUGACAUGGGUGGCAUACUUUCAAAACAACAUAACGGCAGACGAAUCCUUGCAGUAUUCGAGAAGGCACUUUUUAAACAUUUUACUUGCACCCAGCAAAUUAUAUAAUUUAAAUGACAGAAGGAACGCUUCCUCAGAUGUAAAUAUCACCACAGUUGUUGAAGAAAUAACUCAAGCAUUCCGUGAUGGCAGUCUAAGUUCAGAUAUGAUCACUGAAAUUUCCCUCGUAAACUUUGCGGUGUGCGCUGACUACAACUGCUCUAACAAAACUAUCGAAAUCGAACCGUCUGCCAGUAAAAGAGAUACAGAAGAAGGGUUCUGGUCGUUAACAAACAGAAUUUUUAUUGCAAUCGGGGCUUUUCUGCUUUUGAUAAUAUUUAUUUCUGUAAUUAUAUGCCUGAACAGGCGCAAUGCCAGCAAAAUUAUUUAAAAGCUAAGUUUUUGAAACAAAGACAUAUUUAAACUGUAGUUAAUAACUGUAAAUGAACAAAAAUAUACAUAAGAUAAUGCUAGUGGUUAUAUACAUACGGAUAUUUUGUACAUUUCUAAAGCGUAAAUGUUUGAUUAUGAUUCAUGUCAAAAUAAAAUGUUACAUUGUAAACAUAUUGAACAACUCCUAGGCAGGGAGAAUAAUUUGUUAAAACAUUUUACUAUACAUAAUCAGUGCUUCGAUUUUACAAAUCAUAAUUAAGGUCUUCCGUUUCCAACGGAAGACCUUCUACUGAUUCUGUUGGUAAAGAUUUUUAUUCUUUUUUGUUUUUCUUCUACUUCCUAGACGCCAACUUUGAGGCCUCAUAUCUCACUCAUUUCUCAACGGAUUUCGCUCAAUUUUUCAGAGGUUAUAGACGUUUAUAAACUCUAUCAGAAUAAUGACUAAAAUAUCAAAAAGUCACUUCCAGUUUUGAGUUAUUCCCCUUUAAACGAAAAAUCAUAGGCUUUCGUUUCCGGAUAAAGGCUCAGAGACCACAAAAGGUGGAGCAAAAAUUUUACUUGUUUUAGAUAACAGAAGGAUUGAAGUUGUGCACAUCGGUUUUUGUUUUUCGAUUUCUGCAUUCAAAAUGGCGUUAUAUAGGGGUCAAAAAUUAGAACGUCUAAAAGAACGAAAAAUUACAGAUAUUUUCCUUUUUAUCUUGAAAACUAAAAAUAUUUUGUUAAGACAUGUUGAAUAAAAGUUGUGCAUAAUUACAAGCGCUUUCAUUUGAUAUCAUUAAAAAGGGGCUGGCCCCUAAAAUUAGGGAUCUAGGGUCCUUGAAAGUUUUUGUUUAAUAUCUCAAAAAGUAUUGAAAAUUUAUGAUACGUCAAAUAAGCAAAGUUAUUCAAAAUGUCAAGCUUUAUCAAUUGAAGUUGUCAAAAUACGUCCGGUGACGUCACUUCCGGUCAAACCGGAAGUAGUCAAAAAUUGCAUAUUUUUGUUGUUCUUGACAGGUUUUUGGAUAUCAUAUGUCACUGGAAGCUUAAAUUUUAAUUUUCCGUCCGUUGACAGUACUUCCGGUCAAACCGGAAGUUGCCAAAAAUGGCUUGAUUUUGCAAAAAUAAACAUAGAUUUGGAGGAUUAAACCAUUUUUCGAUUUCAUCACUCUUUUUUUUUUUCAAAUGAAAGUUACUUCCGGUCAAACAGGACGGAAGACCUACUUGUUGCUUUGCAACGAGCUCGGCUCUAGUUCGAAAUACUUAUUCGUAUAUUCUUACUGAAAUUUUUAGUAAUAUAUACAUUUGUAGAAUAAUUGUAGAAUUCUCAAAUUUACAUGUAAAUAUUUUUUUGAAAUUAAAAUUGUACGCCCAA
Saccostrea cuccullata (small rock oyster) is the source of this 2812-nucleotide messenger RNA. RefSeq lists its product as uncharacterized. The transcript is spliced from 3 exons. Bases 50 to 1459 code for a protein of 469 amino acids. NCBI's taxonomy places the organism in Eukaryota, Metazoa, Mollusca, Bivalvia, Ostreida, Ostreidae. The record is from RefSeq and is a predicted model, not a curated record.